AUCGAGAGAUCUAAAAGAGUACUACUUAGUCUUUACUUCUGAUAUGCUCGGUCUGAUUCCGCCGUAGGAUGAGGGUACCUUCCCAAUCGGGAAAGAGGUACGAGAUAUACGAGUCUGCAGAUCGUGAAGCCUCAAAUUAAAAGAUUUUAUACAGGUGGCGAUGAAAGGCAAGUCGCUAUAGAUUUAGGAGUCUUAUUUCAACUGACGAGUCGUUAUGUCCGUCAAGCACAUGUUUCUCAGUCAAAUGACUAUAUGUUUAGUCUUACUCCUACCAUCCAACAUAAUGUCUCCCGACACCAUAGCGGCCGGAUAGUUUAUCGAAACAACCCAUCAAUGCCUGCAGCGAUUGUAUUCGCAAAUCUCUUUGUGUUGGGCACCCUCAUUCAUACUUAUGGUCUGUUCCAAACACGGACUCUAUCCCUUUCGUUAUCGGAGGAUACUGUAUGUCAAUCCUUCAACGUGAACUUGCACUAGCUGACCAACUAGUCGAGCCAAUAGGAUACAUCGGCGGCGCGAUGUCGGCAUCUCCGACCCCCCUUUGAACUAUUGGUCCGUACGUCAUGCAGAGCACCCUGGUGCUGGUCGCGUCGGCCCUCUUCGCUGCGAGCAUAUACAUGGAACUGGGUCAGAUUGUAGCCCUCGUGAAGGGGGAGAGUUGGCAGUCAUCCGGGUCGGCUGGAUGACCAAGAUUCUCGUUGCAGGAGAUGCGCGUAGCUUCUUGAUGCAAGCGUCGGGU
This is a messenger RNA of Aspergillus vadensis CBS 113365, 736 nucleotides long. RefSeq lists its product as uncharacterized. The record is from RefSeq and is a predicted model, not a curated record. The transcript has a single exon. The coding region runs from base 253 to 474 and encodes 73 amino acids. Lineage: Eukaryota; Fungi; Ascomycota; Eurotiomycetes; Eurotiales; Aspergillaceae.